CAAAUCCUCUAGGUCUCGUGGAACCAUGUAAUUGAACUUUGACCAAAACACGAAAUCUAUGUGAGGUGAUACCAAUGACCACUACAAUUCCCACAAAACCUCAGAUUAGGGGAAAUUCACAACCCUUUUAAUCUUUUUAUGAUUGCACUGCUAGAGUGAAAUUCCCCAUCAAUUCGCAGCUAAACCCUAAAACAGAAUUUUGGUGUGGUGUGUGUUGACUUAAUUGAGUGAAGAGAUAGCAUAAUGGUGAAAGCAUACAGACAGGAACACGUCUACAAACACCCUUGGGAACGUGUAACUAGUGCAUCUUGGCGCAAGUUUGCUGACCCAGAGAACAAACGCAUAUUAUCCCAUAUUCUUGAUGUUGACACAUUGAACCAUAGUCUUGACCCUUCAUCGGGGAAGCUUUACACAACUCGUGCCAUCACGAUCCAUUGUCCUGGACCCUGGUUUGUACGUAGAAUUGUUGGUCAGGAUAUUUGCCACUGUGUGGAAUCCAGUGUUGUGGAUGCACAGUCGCGUUCCAUGCAACUAACCUCUCGGAAUAUUAGCCUCCAGAAGUUCAUAGAAGUGGAAGAAAAGAUCCGGUACGACCCUCACCCGGAUAACCCGAAUGGUUGGACGGUUUGCCAGCAGGAGACUCGCAUCCGGAUUAAGCCAUUGUCGGCCCUGGCAUCCAUGGCUGAAAAGGUGGAGCAGCGAUGUGCUGAGAGGUUUCUUCAGAAUAGUGUUAAGGGCAGAGAGGUAAUGGAGAGGAUAUGUAAAUAUCUUGAGGCAGAAUCUAGCAGCCUUGCUUUGUGAUUCUGUCUUCUCAUCUCAGUUUUGGGUUUCUGUAAUUUAACUUAAUAUAUUUGUAAAAUAACUGAGAAAACAUUGCAACAUGAAAGGCAGGGAAGAUGGUGAAGCUUGUAUCUCCUCCCUGGACUUUAAGAACUAAGAAGACUGUUUAGAUCUUCUUCAAAUUUUGAUUUGUCAAAUAAUUUUUCAAAUUGCUGUAACACAACUUAAAGGAUCAUUUGAAUAUCUUUUUCUUCUGAAUCUUGAUCAA
Vigna angularis (adzuki bean) is the source of this 1048-nucleotide messenger RNA. RefSeq lists its product as uncharacterized. The transcript has 2 exons. Gene Ontology annotation, biological process: phospholipid transport. Gene Ontology annotation, cellular component: mitochondrial intermembrane space. NCBI's taxonomy places the organism in Eukaryota, Viridiplantae, Streptophyta, Magnoliopsida, Fabales, Fabaceae. The record is from RefSeq and is a predicted model, not a curated record. Gene Ontology annotation, molecular function: phosphatidic acid transfer activity. Bases 244 to 801 code for a protein of 185 amino acids.